AUGAGCGCCCUCAAAGUUCGCUUCCCGUCUUAUUCUGCUGUUGCCAACAUGGUUCUCCUGGGAAUCCUGGGCUCAGUAAGACCGGCCUGUUCCGUUCAUGACCCUGAGACUUACAUGCUUCCUGUUGUGAUUGGCAGAUCGGGCACAGUCAGUGCUUAA
Molecule: messenger RNA, 159 nt
Organism: Fusarium proliferatum ET1
Lineage: Eukaryota; Fungi; Ascomycota; Sordariomycetes; Hypocreales; Nectriaceae
Exons: 2
Coding region: 1-159 (52 amino acids)
Source: RefSeq, a predicted model, not a curated record